Molecule: messenger RNA, 3783 nt
Organism: Cuculus canorus (common cuckoo)
Lineage: Eukaryota; Metazoa; Chordata; Aves; Cuculiformes; Cuculidae
Gene: LPXN
Product: leupaxin
Exons: 9
Coding region: 1-1434 (477 amino acids)
Biological process (GO): actin cytoskeleton organization; muscle structure development
Cellular component (GO): adherens junction; Z disc; filamentous actin
Molecular function (GO): actin binding; muscle alpha-actinin binding
Source: RefSeq, a predicted model, not a curated record
AUGCCAGGAAAUACUGGCCAACCUGCUGUCAGUCUCCUUCCCUCCCCAGCCCUAGCUGAGCUGCUCUUACCGCCCUGUGCCUCAGCCCCGCCACUGCUUUCCGCUGUCAGACAUGCACAUCGUGUACAACCCACAGAGGGAAAACCCCAUGUGACAAACCCCAUCCUGGGGAGGGAGGUGACGCUGGGGAGCGGAACCGAAAGCCUGUGCAGCCCAGCCUGUCCACUCACCACCCUGCCUGCAGGCACUGCCCUAGCUCCCCAGCCACUGGGACCCCCGCCCAGCGGGAUGGAGGAUUUGGACGCUUUGCUGGCAGAGAUAGAGCAGAGCUCUCAGCCAGCCUCUAAGGACCUCAUGCCACCAGCACUGAGCUCCUGCAAGCAGGAUGUGGCCACAGCCGGGCCCCCAGGCCCUUGUGGCCACAAGCCACUUGCCUCGGUGGCCCUGAAGGUGCAGCUGCCUCCUCAAGCUCAGUCUCCGGCAGAGGCUUUGGAGACAGUGUACAGCAGCCCCGUACAGGUCCCGCAGCCACUGCUGCCCUUGCCCUCGUCCGCAGCGGCCGCCCAACAACUGGAUGAGCUCCUGGCUGACCUAGGCCACAUGGAGAGCAAGCUGGCGGUGGCAGGGCAGGGAGCUGGGAUGCCAGCCGAGCCCUCAUUGGACAACAUGCUGGGCAGCCUCACCCGGGACCUGCAGGAGCUGGGCAUCACAGCUGCUCCCACUGGCGUCUGCGCCGCCUGCCACAAGCCCAUCGCCGGCAAGGUGCUCACCGCACUGGGCAAAACCUGGCACCCCAAGCACUUCGCUUGCACCCGCUGUGGGCAGGAACUGGGCGGCUGCCCCUUCUUCGAGCGGGGCGACCUGCCCUACUGCGAGGAGGACUAUCACCAGGCCUUCUCCCCCCGCUGCGCAUACUGUGCCAGCCCCAUCCGUGAGAAAGUCCUCAUGGCCCUGGACCGGACCUGGCACCCUGAGCACUUCUUCUGUGCCCACUGUGGGAAGGUGUUUGGAGAUGACGGUUUCCAUGAGCAGAAUGGGAAGCCGUACUGCCGCCAGGACUUCCUGGCCAUGUUUGCUCCGAAAUGCCAGGGCUGCGAGCGCCCCGUGACGGAUGGUUACCUGUCGGCACUGAAGGGCGUCUGGCACACCGAGUGCUUCGUUUGCGCGGAGUGCCUGAGCAGCUUUGCCAACGGCUCCUUCUUUGAGCUGGAGGGUCGGCCCUACUGCGAGCUACACUUCCACCAGCGGCAGGGCAGCAUCUGCCACGGCUGCGGCUGCCCUGUCACCGGUCGCUGUGUCACGGCCGCAGGGCACAAGUACCACCCCGAGCACUUCAUCUGCUCCUACUGCCUGGGGAAGCUGCAGAAAGGCACCUUCUGUGAGCGCAGUGACAAGAUGUACUGCCGGACCUGCCAUGACAAGCUCUUCCUCUGACCCCGGCCUGCAGCCACCACCCUCCCCCCCCCCCGCCCCCCUUCCCCGCCUGUCUGGAUGCCCCUAGUGUCAAGCCCAUCAUCAACAUUCCCUGCCAGGCCAGGCAUCCCUGGAAUCACCCCUGCUGAGCCAAACAUCCUUUGCUUUGUCCCACCCAUCGGCAUCCCUGGUAUUUAUCCUGCUGAGCCAAAUGUCCCCAGCAUUGUUUCUGCCGAGCGGACUCCUCAUCUCCCUACCCCUUCAGACAUUCCCGACAUUGUCCCAGCCAAGCCACACAUCCUGGCCCUUGUCCCCUCCAUCUGAGGCAAUAUAGCACCUGGCCCUGCCUUCACAGAAUCACAGAAUCACCAGGUUGGAAAAGACCCCUUGGAUCAUCUAGUCCAACCAUUCCUAUCUACCACUAAACCGUGUCCCUGAGCACCUCGUCUAGCAGUCUUUUAAAUACCUCCAGGAAUGGUGACUCAACCAUCUCCCUGGGCAGCCUCUGACAGUGCCUGAUGACCCUUUCUGUGAAAAUUAUUUUUUUUCUGAUGUCCAGCCUGACCCUCCCCUGGCAGAGCUCGAGGCCGUUCCCCCUUGUCCUGUCCCUUGUCACAGGGGAGAAAAGACCAGCACUCUCCUCUCUACGACCUCUGCUCUGCUCAUGAUGGCUUUAGCUGGAUCUCACCCUACCCAUGGGUGCCCUCAUGGGUCCCAGCUCCCAGAGUGCUGCCAGCCGGGGUGACUCUGCUGGCGCUGCCCUUCCCAUCACCACAGGAGCGGGCCUGGCCUCCUUGCAGAGCAGUUCCAGCCAUGCUGCACCACACAGGGAAUCCGCACAGCCCCAGGCCCACAUUCCCAUGGACCUCACCCCAUCCCACAACCACAGGGCUGCUCCACAUCCCUAUAAAUCCCCUCUGAGACCAAGGCUCCAGAAAAUUGCUUCCAAAAUAGGUAUUUCCAAAAGUUUACAGAAUUUCUUUCCCCAUGAGUUUUCACCAGCAAACGGAGGGGAAAAGGGAAAAGUGAGGCAACACAGUGCUCCAGCCUGGCUUUGGUAUUCCCUGGAAGGGAUGAGGUGAGCUGUGCUAAGCCAGGCAGCCCUGGCUCCAGAGGGCUCCCAAGCUGGCUUUUCUAAGGAUGAGAUGAGGACUAAAGAAAUUAUGGUAUUUUUUCACCUGUGCAAUGUCUCACAGCGACCAGAAGAUGGGGAAAAUUCAAUUAAAGGCUUCCCAGCAGGAAGCCCCAGCACUCCAGAGGAGGAGGGAAGGCCUCCUCUUGUGCAGCCCCAAGCACCCUUGUGAAAACACUUGGCAGCUCAGCACAAAGCAAAGCUCUGGUACUGUUUAUAUUUCAUCCAACCUUUUCCCAGAGAGAGGAGGAAACUCCACUCUAGCCAGUGAAAGGGUUUGGGAAAGUGGCAUCUUCCAGCACCCCUCAGAGCUGAGCAGCACUCGGCACAGCCCUGCCCCAGGAAAAGACACCAAUCCCCACUGCGACUUGAAAAGUGCCAAGGUGCUACACACCCACACUUUAAAAACUUUAUUUAUAUAAAAAAAUCACUUUGUUUUAAAAGCGUUACAAGAGUGUGCACAGGAAUUUAACAAGGAAUGGCACAGUGCUCCCCGCUGCCCUCCCGUCCAACCCCACUCCCCACGGGGGUAGGGAAGGAGGGAAGGGAGAAGCGCUUUUUUUUUGGUUCAUUUGGAAUUAAAAAUUAAAAAAAAAGGAAUUAGUGUUUUACAUAUUUAGAGGAAAAGAGAAGAGUUAGACCCCAGAACAAAACCCAACGGAGCUGAGGUGGGGUGGAGCUGGGAAGCGCUCAGCCGGAGCUGGAGGUGCUUCCGGGCAGGAGCAAGGCACCAGUUCUGCCAGCUGCAGCCCCCGACUCCAGUUUGCAGCCUCCAGAAGAGGCUUCCAGUUGCAGAGGGAGCCCAAGGGCUCCCAUGAGAUCACAGCACGUGGAUGUGCCCUCUCCCAGCGGAGGGGAGGAGGAUGCAUGUGUCCUCCCUGGGGUGCGGAUAAGAGCCCUGCACCCCAAAACCAAGGGCUGGGGGGCUGCACCCCCCAAACUGGGCUUCCAGCCCCCCUGCCGCCAGCUCUGGCUCCCGACAGGGCAGGGAAAUGCCCAGCCCUGACGAGAGUCUGGGAAGCACCCCAUCCCCAGCGCAGAAACCAGACAGUACGAUUCAGAGAGCUAUUUCACAGUGGCAAAAGAAAGGCACGUGUCAAGAGAAAGUCAGAGGGGCAGUGGGGCAAGGGGGAAUCCUGUCUCUGCAGCCCUGCCCAGGCCUGCGCCCCACACAGCGCACACCCAGAAUCCUGCCCUGCCGCAUCUCCUUCCACACAGACUCAGCCCCUUAUGCUGAC